UAGUCGUUGGCAAACAACAUAGUACUGCCGGUAGGAGUAAGUAGGCGAGGCUGAUAAAUUAUUUGGAUACAAAGAGGAAGUAACUUAAGCCUAACCUUUAAUAAUUUCAAAAUUACCGUUAACAUAGCCAAAGUUUUGACGAAAAACUUAGAAUAAGUGUAAUUAUUAUAAUAUUUGACCAAAAAAAGUGAGACUGUGUACAUAAUAACAAUGACAGAACAACAGUUAGACUGUGCUCUGGAUUUGAUGAGAAGACUUCCACCACAACAAAUAGAGAAGAAUCUAAGUGACCUUAUUGAUCUGGUACCCAGCUUGUGUGAAGAUCUCUUGUCAUCAGUUGACCAGCCUCUGAAAAUUGCUCGUGAUAAACAAGUUGGAAAGGACUAUUUACUGUGUGAUUACAACAGAGAUGGAGACUCGUACAGAUCUCCUUGGAGUAACACGUAUGACCCCCCAUUGGAUGAUGGAGCCAUGCCAUCUGAACGACUACGGAAGUUGGAGGUGGAUGCAAACCAAGCUUUUGAUCAGUACAGGGAAAUGUACUUUGAAGGAGGAGUUUCGUCAGUGUACUUAUGGGACUUGGAUCAUGGGUUUGCAGGGGUUAUCCUUAUCAAAAAGGCAGGAGAUGGGUCUAAAAAAAUUAAGGGAUGUUGGGACUCAAUUCAUGUGGUAGAAGUCCAGGAAAAAUCAAGUGGUAGAAGUGCUCACUACAAACUGACCUCAACAGCCAUGUUAUGGCUUCAGACCAAUAAACCUGGGUCAGGUACCAUGAACUUGGGAGGAAGUCUGACCAGACAAGUCGAACUUGAUGCUGCAGUCAGCGAAGCUAGCCCUCACAUUGCCAAUAUUGGAAGAAUGGUUGAGGAUAUGGAAAACAAAAUAAGAAACACACUGAAUGAAAUCUACUUUGGAAAAACCAAAGACAUUGUAAAUGGACUGAGAAAUGUACAGCCCUUGUCGGACCAGAAACAACAGGCUGCCCUCAGGAAUGACCUAGCUCAGGCUCUUCAAAAACGCCAAGCCAAGGGCGAGAACUGAGUGUUGUCUUUUUUUCUUUUUUUUUUUUUUUUCUAAAUACUUGCUGAUACUGACUUGUCAGAAAAAUUCCUGUCGCCUAUCUUGAUUUUUGAGGAUAAUGCAUCAUCCUCAGAAGUAUCGCUAUCGGGAAAACAAAUGUAAUCAAGAUAUUUAUUGGCAGAAAUCUUGGUCUGUACAUUCUUUUUCUUGCUGGUUUUGUUUUCUUUCUGCAAUCAGUAAUUAAAUUCUGACAAAGAUUAGGAUGAUCAAUUAGAGACAGUUGUGUUAUUUGAAAAACUGUUAAUAAAAAAAGGAGCCGAGUUUCGGUUACAGAAUUAUUAAUUGGAAUUUGCACUUAAAGCAGUAAACCUAAAAUUUUGUAUUAGUUUUGUUAAUGUUUAUCAUUCAUACUAUUUACAUUAAAAAGGGGAAAAGAAAUCAGGUGUAACAAUUCUAUAAAUUGCAUAAAUAAGACAUUUGCUUUAGUAUUUUUAAAACUUGCUUUGGAAAACGAGAAAAAAACCUCUUCUAAGAAGCUAUAUGGGCAAUACUUGUAGUAUAUGUAAUUGUAUAACUGCUAUACAAGUUUGUUAGAACUUUGAGAUCUUGAAAUAUAUACAUACAAUUUAAACUGUAUCAUACAGUAUGAUUGAUGAUGUGUAACAUAUUCCAACAAUUGGUUUUUAUUCACUUCUUUGAUGUUUUUUUUUUUUGUUUAGAAUAUAUUUACUGCUAACACUAGAUUGAAUAUUUGAAGAAAGCAACUCUACGUUUUUUUCAAUACAGUAUGUUAAAAUAAAUGCCAGAUAAUUAUAAGUCAUUACCAUGUGUAGAUGGAGGUUAUUAGAGAAAUAAAAAUGGCAUGAGAUGAA
Limulus polyphemus (Atlantic horseshoe crab) is the source of this 1889-nucleotide messenger RNA. It is a transcript of the gene cpb, whose product is annotated as F-actin-capping protein subunit beta-like. Gene Ontology annotation, cellular component: F-actin capping protein complex; cytoplasm. Gene Ontology annotation, molecular function: actin filament binding. The record is from RefSeq and is a predicted model, not a curated record. Gene Ontology annotation, biological process: barbed-end actin filament capping; negative regulation of filopodium assembly; regulation of lamellipodium assembly. Lineage: Eukaryota; Metazoa; Arthropoda; Merostomata; Xiphosura; Limulidae.